Molecule: messenger RNA, 969 nt
Organism: Rotaria sordida
Lineage: Eukaryota; Metazoa; Rotifera; Eurotatoria; Philodinida; Philodinidae
Source: the annotation of a GenBank genome assembly
AUGCCGUCGCCACCGCCGCCGGUUCCUGCACCCCGGAGUUUAUCUGUCUCGUCACUCAUAUUCAAAUGUACAGAUAAUGAAAAGAAAAAUUUCAAGGAUGAUAUUGUUACAUUUAAUAUUGGCGGUCAUAUUUAUUCAACAACAUAUUCAACAAUCAAUGAAAAUGUUGAUUCUCAAUCAUUAUUAGCUUUAAUAAUAUCAAAUCGAACAACAACUUCAUUAGAUAAAAAUGGUCAUUAUUUUAUUGAUCGUGAUGGUACAUAUUUUCGUUAUAUAUUAAAUUAUUUUCGUGAUAAAAAAUUAUUUUUACCUGAAAAUUUUACUGAAUUAAAACAACUUUGUUCAGAAGCAAAAUUUUAUCAAAUUGAUCGACUUGUAAAUGAAAUAGAAAAUCGUUUAAAUACAACAAAUGAACAAAAUAAACAAUUACAAAUUGGUUUAAAUUUUACAUUAAUAUCAAAUUUAAAUCAAGGUGGAAAAAUUUUAACAUUAAUUGGUCCAUUAAAAUUAAUUUAUUUAUUUCAUAUUGAACCAAUUGGAAGACAAUUUUUAAAAACAAUAUCAAAUUUUAAUGAUCCAACUAAUAUAUCAUGUCAAUGUACAUUUCCAGUUGAUGAUAAACUUAUAUCAUGUCAACCAUUUGAUCAAUUACAACGUAUUGUACUUGCUAAACAAGCACGAAAAAUGGGCAUGGCUGUUAGUUAUUGUGAUGAUUAUUUUUAUAUACCUAUUGAACGUCAAAUUAUGUUAAGAGAUGAAUUAGCACAAUUAUUAUUAAAUAAAUAUAAUGGAAAAUUAUUACAUACAAAUAUAACAUAUGAAAAAAAAUCUAAUACAGAUCAUGAUGGUUCAUAUACUCUAGUCGAAAAUUGGUUUAUACCAAAUAUAUCCAUUAUAAAAUGUUUAGAAACAAAUGGAAUAAUGAAUCAAGAUGGAAAUAUUUAUUCAAAUACAAGCAUGACAGAUUGA